Messenger RNA from Labrus bergylta (ballan wrasse), 1609 nucleotides. RefSeq names its product inhibin subunit alpha (gene inha). The record is from RefSeq and is a predicted model, not a curated record. Gene Ontology annotation, cellular component: extracellular region. Gene Ontology annotation, molecular function: growth factor activity; cytokine activity. Lineage: Eukaryota; Metazoa; Chordata; Actinopteri; Labriformes; Labridae.
CAGAUAUGUGUGAGAAUAGGAAAAGUCACAUAACAGAAUCAGUUUUCUGGAGCUACAGUACAGCCAUGGUGUCCUGCAAGGUCUUCAUCCUGGCCCCUUUGUGGAUCCACUUUCUGACUCAUGCCUGCAGGGGGGAGGAGGUGCCCCGGGAAGCGGUUUUGUCCUGGUUCAGAGAUCGGGUUCUGCAGGGCCUUGAUUUAGAGGAGCCUCCUCAAACAACAAUGCAACGUGCAGAUGGGGAUACAGUAGAGCCAGAUGCAGGGCCGGCACCGCUGAGGGCCCCGAGGACAAGCAGGACAGCAUGGGUCAAGCAGCCAGCUGGUUCAAACCAGGAAACAACACAAAUUAUUGUCUUCCCCAGCUCUGAUUCGUCCUGUGCCCAGUCUGAGUCAGCUCCUGCAGAAACCACCAACACCCACUUUACGUAUUACUUCCAGCCGUCAGUGAACACCCACGAGACAACGCUCACAUCUGCCCACCUCUGGUUCUACGCAGGGGGGGAAGGAGUGUCAGCAAACUCCUCAGUCCAGCUCUUCAUCCUCACUUCGGGGCAGCAGCUCCUGCAGGCCGCAGAAUCACCGGCAUCGAGGAGCUCGGACGGAUGGACCACCUUUGACCUCGACCAAAAGCUGCUUGUUCUUAUGGCCGAGGGUCCUUUUCUGCUUCAAGUGCGUUGUCUGGCCUGUGAGUGCCACGCCAACGAAUCAGACAAGAUGCCCUUUCUCCACCUUCGGGCUCAGUCUCGUGGUUCCGUUCGAUCCCCGCGCGAGGCCCCCGUCACCAUCCCCUGGUCUCUCUCUGCCAUUGACCUCCUCCAGAGGCCCUCCCAGGAGAGACCCCAGCACAGAGACUGCCACCGAGCAGAGAUCCAGAUCAGCUUCGAGGAGCUCGGCUGGGACAACUGGAUCAUCCACCCGAAGGUGCUGACAUUCUACUACUGCCACGGGAACUGCUCGGCCUUGGAUCGCACCACCUCCGUCCUGGGGAUCCCGCAGUGCUGCGCUCCAGUGCCCGGGACGAUGAGGUCCCUGAGGAUCACUACGACAUCUGAUGGCGGGUACUCAUUCAAGUACGAGACCCUGCCCAAUAUCAUACCUGAGGAGUGCACUUGUAUUUGAAAAUUGAAGCAUUAAAGGGCCAGUUCACCAAAAAACUAAAUCAUAUUUGUUUUUAUUUAUAUGAAGUUUGUCAAGUAUGUUUCCUUUUUCCUGGUUAAGUACUUUCAGCCUCCAAUUACAAACACUUCACAAUAAAAGUUCCUUUACUUUUCAAAUGCCUAAAGGGUAUGGUUGAGUAUACAAGACAUGCACAUUUCUUUGAUGUUACAUGCAUUUCAUUGGAUUUUUAAUUCAAAAGUGGAUUAUUUUAAAUCCAAGCAUAUAGAACAAAAACGUUUUGUCAUUUAAGGUGACUGGCCCUUUAAGACUCCACUCACUCUGCUUAUAAAUGCCUUCUGUCCAACUAAUCAGAGAUGUUUUGUCAUGGUUUUACGAAAUCAAAUCCUGGAAGGUUUAUUUUGAUGUCCUUUGUGUUUUUUCAUUUAACCUGUAGAGGUCAGUGUUGACCUAACUUUCACAACAUUUCCCUUCAGUACUUAAAAUAGUCUGAA